CGAAUUUCGUAGUCGUCGAUGCCGUGGUGGGGUCUUCGAGGGGCCCUUCUGGCUCUUUUCUCUUACUUAUUGGCGAAUCCCGCUCAAUGGAGCAUACUGGGAGAGAUCUUCGGGCGAGAGCACUUGUAAGCGGAACGGCCGGGCUUCGCCCUGGUGGAGCGAGGUCAUCCCGUCUUGCAUCAGCAAGGGCGAGAGCCCUUUGUAUGACCCCAUCGUCGCUGGAGAGUUCUUGAUGCUGAAGCACCUCGCGAGCAUGGGCAAGGCCGACCCCGACGCCCACCUGAAGCGGAGGGCCGCCCCGGGCUCGCAGCCGGACGCCAAGGCGGCGGCGCCCGCCUGACUAGGAGGGGGCGCCCCCGCACGCGCCGCGGGCGCCGCGCCGCGCGGCCUCGGGCCCUGGCCCCGCCGGUGCGGCGCGGGUGCUGAGCGCUGGCUUGAGCGCUCCUGCCCGCGCCGCCGUUUUUUGUUGUCGUGGGAUGGAGGAGAUCUGGGCACUUGUGCCGUCGGCGCCCGCCUUGUAGUUCCAGCCACGGCCGCAGCCCGGUGCCGAUGGGGUGUUCUCCCUCCCACGGCGGAGCGUGCUCGGCCAUAUGGGCGCCGCGCGCAGGGCGUGAGGCCGCGCGCGGGCGCUUCGAGGCGCGCCGUUGUCGCCGCGGAA
Prorocentrum cordatum is the source of this 658-nucleotide messenger RNA. The record is from the annotation of a GenBank genome assembly. Lineage: Eukaryota; Dinophyceae; Prorocentrales; Prorocentraceae.